Molecule: messenger RNA, 1933 nt
Organism: Engraulis encrasicolus (European anchovy)
Lineage: Eukaryota; Metazoa; Chordata; Actinopteri; Clupeiformes; Engraulidae
Gene: srsf9
Product: serine and arginine rich splicing factor 9
Exons: 5
Coding region: 305-1042 (245 amino acids)
Cellular component (GO): cytoplasm; nucleus
Molecular function (GO): mRNA binding
Source: RefSeq, a predicted model, not a curated record
CUCGUCUCAGUCUGGUCGCCUUCUGAUUGAACAACCGUGUGGGAGCGGUCUGAGGCAAUUCUAAAUACUUCCUGCCCCGGAGGAAGCGCGAGACCUGCUCAUUCUGCUCUGCUCUUAAAGUUUGCAGACUUGGGCGCCGGAGCGGGUCCUUGGUGUGUUGCUUGAACUCAACGCACUACUGCCACAUCAUUGCCCUCACAGCGUGUUAUGUUUGUAAUUAGGGGAUUGUAAAAAGAACGGAUUGGGAUCUUCUUCGCCCCUUGUGUGCUCGGAAAACGCCAUCUCUUCCAAAAAGCAAGCCAUUAUGACGGACGGAAGGAUUUACGUGGGGAACCUACCCAUGGACGUGCAGGAGAGGGACAUUGAGGAUCUCUUCUACAAAUAUGGAAAAAUCCGAGAUAUUGAGUUGAAGAACAACAGAGGCACAAUCCCCUUUGCCUUUGUGCGCUUUGAGGACCCACGGGAUGCGGAGGACGCCGUCUAUGGAAGGAAUGGAUAUGGAUUUGGAGACUGUAAGCUGCGUGUGGAAUACCCCCGCUCCUCCGGAUCCAAGUUUAGUGGACCCAUGGGAGGGGGACCAAGAGGACGGUUCGGACCCCCAUCUCGGAGGUCCGAGUUCCGGGUGAUAGUGACUGGUCUUCCUCCGACAGGCAGCUGGCAGGACCUGAAAGAUCACAUGCGUGAGGCCGGAGACGUGUGCUUUGCGGAUGUGCAGCGUGACGGCGAGGGCGUGGUGGAGUUUCUGCGUAGGGAAGACAUGGAAUACGCCCUGAGGCGCCUCGAUGGGACAGAGUUCCGCUCUCAUCAGGGUGAGACUGCCUACAUCCGCGUGAUGGAGGAGAGGGGUUCCAGCUGGGGCCGCUCCCGCUCCCGGUCCAGGUCCCGGGGGCGCUACUCUCCCCCCUACCACAGCAGCAGCCGCGCUUCCCCCCCGCACCGCUACGACUCGCCCCCGCCCCCGCGCCGCAUGUCCCGCCAUUGCCCCCCCAGCCGCCGGCUCCCCUCACAGCAUCAGAGCCCCCCGCCGCGCCACUACCGGUGAACCAGCCAUCCCCCUCUCCUCUCCUCUCCUCCCCACCUCCUGCUCUGUCCCUCCUCCUCUGGUGAGGUGCCGAUGUGUCCCACCCCCCCCCCCCCCCCCAAACCUUUUUGAUUUUUGUUGGUUUAAUUUGUUGUUCGUUUGUUAAUUUGUUAUUCGUUUUUGUUUUUCAGUUUUGAAGUCCUCCCCCUGCCCUUUUCCGUUUUUACUUUGUAAUUUACAUUCCAUCGAGAUUGCCCCCCCCCCCAACUCCAGCUCAUGUCUCUUGACAAAAACCUUUCAAAUCAAGGCCUUAAAUGUACGAAAUUUCUUUUUCUACAAAUCUCCGAUGUACAUGAGAUGUGUCUCCCUGGAUUUUACCUUUUUUGUCAUGCCCUCUCAAUUGAAGUGUGUUUGUUAACUGUGUGUUUGUAUGUAUGUCUGUAUGUAUGUAUGACCUCCAUUUUGUGAACCAUGGGAGCUUUUUGCCAAUAUAGCAUACCACUGGAAGUCUGAACAUGCCUGGGUGUGGUGGAUGUUGUGUUUUUUUGUGUAAUGGGCGCACAACGUGUGAACUAUCCCAUCUAUAAUAGCCAUCCUCUGAAGUCGACCGUAUUAAUUUUUGAAUGCUUAGCCCGACCUACUUAUCUGCUUAAAUACUGGUAGGACAACAGUGUCCUUGGAUGGUUUUCUGGUACAUCACUAUUCUCGGUCAUACGCAUCUUUUUUUGGUUUGGUUUUUUGUUUUGUUUUGUUUUAAAUUAAAAGGAUAAUCAUUUUAACUUGCUUAUUCAUUUUUGUACCCUUUGAUGGCUGUAUGCAAAGAAUGUUUUUUUGUUUGUUUUUCAAUUAAAAAGAUUGAAUCACAUUCAAAUUCUGCUUUGGUCAUUAUGAAUAAAAUGUCAUUUUCCAAUA